CUUUGAACACAUACCACCCUUUGCUUUUGAUUCUCAUUCUCUCUCUUUUUUUCCUUUUUUCAUUUUCUUUAGUUCCAUUGGAAAAAAAAUGUCUGGUGUUUGGAUUUUCAAGAAUGGUGUUGUUCGACUAGUUGAAAAUCCAGGAGAGUGCAAUGUCCGGAAAAUGCUAGUCCAUGUCCCGUCUAAUGACGUUGUUACAUCUUAUGCUAUUCUCGAAAGAAAAUUAUCAUCACUCGGAUGGGAGCGGUACUAUGACGAUCCUAGCCUUCUUCAGUACCACAAGAGAUCAACAGUCCACCUAAUCUCUCUUCCCAUAGAUUUCAACAAGUUCAAGUCCAUACACAUGUACGAUAUUGUUGUUAAGAAUCGCAAUGAAUUCGAAGUUAGGGACAUGUGCUGAAUCAAAUGAGUGUUCAUGUAUUGUGUUUCUUUAACUUCUUCUUGAGAAUCAGUGAUUUUAUUAAUCAAGCGUUUGACAGCAGUUUGAUUAGUCCUAGGUUGUCUGAAAAUUUGAUCUAGGGAUUUUUAUUUUAUUUUUUUCCUUCUUUCUUCUUUUUUGUCUGGCUUAUGCAUGUUUGUAUAUUCAGUAUUUGGAUAUGAGAUUCUUAAGAUUGUAUUUUAGGGCAAGGUUCUUAAUGUCAUAUAAAAUGUU
Olea europaea var. sylvestris is the source of this 652-nucleotide messenger RNA. RefSeq names its product flowering-promoting factor 1-like protein 3. The transcript has a single exon. Bases 89 to 400 code for a protein of 103 amino acids. The record is from RefSeq and is a predicted model, not a curated record. Gene Ontology annotation, biological process: regulation of flower development. Lineage: Eukaryota; Viridiplantae; Streptophyta; Magnoliopsida; Lamiales; Oleaceae.